AUGCUGGCUGCCCUGAGCCACAAGCUCGACUGGAAUCCGUGCAUGCUCCUCCGCGAGAUGGUCGCUUUCCUCCAAAAAGAGUUCGAUGAUGUGGAGGUGACACGGUUUAUCAACGGAAUUAAGAUCUGUGAGAUGAAUAUAUGCACGAAAUAUGUCACCUGCGGUCACAUCGGGGCUGGGCUCGUCGCGGCCGUAGACCUCGACAAGUCAGAUGGUUCCGUCGCGGCCGGCGGACCCAUAUCCUCCCUGCCUGAAAAGAGCCCCACCAUCACCAGUGGCUGCAAGCCCAAACAUCUUGAUCGUUGA
This is a messenger RNA of Verticillium dahliae VdLs.17, 306 nucleotides long. RefSeq lists its product as uncharacterized. Lineage: Eukaryota; Fungi; Ascomycota; Sordariomycetes; Glomerellales; Plectosphaerellaceae. The coding region runs from base 1 to 306 and encodes 101 amino acids. The transcript is spliced from 4 exons. The record is from RefSeq and is a predicted model, not a curated record.